AUGACUGAGAAUAAUAAUAUUAACAACGACAUGCAUUUUUGUGUAGGUAAAAUAGACUUUAACAACAUUUAUUUGGACAUACUAAAUAUCCACGAAACGUUAGUAAAUCACAUCCAAACGAUAGUAACUCAUGUGUACAAUUUAAUAGAAAUAAAAUUGUGCAGAAAUAAUGUGGUAUCAACACUAUCAUCCUCAUCAAAAUUAUCAACAUUAGCAACAAAUAAAUGUAAUGUUAAUACGUUAAACGAUUUAAGUACCAUAUAUAAGGGGAAAGGGGCAGACGACAUGACCCCUAUUAGCAUACCAAAUGUGCAUGAAUAUGAUAAAGAAAUGAAUUGUAUACGUGAUGGUAGUACAUAUAUGAAUGGAAAUCCGGUUAAGGAUAACACAAAUUAUGAAUACAAUUAUAUAAAUUGCGAAAAAGAAAUAAAUAAUGAUGAAACAUUGUUAAAGCAUUUAGUGGAAGAAUACUUACAGCAAAAUAUAUACAGAGGAACUUAUUCCGAAAUGCAUAUCUAUGAUGAUGAUAAGGUAACCACAAAUAAGUGUAAAAAUGACAACAUUGUACAGUUAAAUAACUUGAAUCUGCACAAAAAUAAUAGGAAUGAAUGUAAUAAGGAAAAAGAGAAUAAGAACAGUUUAAAUGAAGCGGUAAAAUAUUGCGAUAUUAAUAGUAAUAUGAACAGUAAUAUGAGGGGUAAAACACUUAAUAAACAAAACUUUGAUGAUAAGAAGGGAAACUGCACAGAUACAAGUAUAUGCGCCAGUAAAAUAUAUAGUAGUAAGGAUCAUAUAGUAGAAUACCCCGUACGUAGGAAGAGUACGAAUGUAGAUACUCACACCGAUCUUGUUAGGAGUAAGAAGAGUGAAAAGGAUUCCAUAAAUGAAAACCAGGUGAAGCUAAAAAAGCAUAUUAUUCUGUUAGAGCUUAUAAAAUGUGUUAUUCAACAGUCGAAUAAUUUUAAAAAGGAUACUAACAUGAAAAAUGGUAUGAACAGGGCAGAUUGCAUGAACAGAGUAGGUUGCACGAACGAGGGGAACAGUAUAAGUUCAAAGAUAGUAAAACAUAAUAGUGCUAAUAAACCAAAGCAACAGGUAGAAUUUGCUAAUGGCAGUUUAAGUAAGAACGAAAAUAUACACAAUUAUAACAAAAUUUGCAAUUUCAGUUUGUCAAAAAUAAAAAUAAAAUAUAUUAACAUCAUAAGUUAUUACAUGGACGUACUAUCCCCUUUUAAUAAAUUUUUUGAUGAAAAUAUCAAAGAAUUUAAAGAAGAUCAGAAUGAGUUGAAAAGGGUAAGAAAAAAGUUAGAUGAAAUAGUACUAAAUUAUGAUUAUAUUGUUGAAGAUAUUUUUAAAAAAUAUAACGUUCGAGGAAUUACACAAGACCAUUUAAAUUAUUUAAAAAAACAUAUAUUGCAAGAAGAUUUUCUUCAAGAAAAUGAUAAUUUUACCAAUAUAAAAAAUGUGGACCUACGUCAUAAUCCGCUUACUUCUAAUAGUAUUGAACAUGUGCAAAUUAAAAAAUUUAAUGGUGAAAAUGCAGCUAUUCCGAAUUAUUCAUUAAAUAAUCAUAAUAAUGACAAUUUUCAUGGUACCAAAAAUUGCAGCAAUUUUAGUAAUCCAGUUUUUAAGAAAAUCGCCCUUUGUAAUAAAUACAGUUCACUAUAUUUUGGAAAAAAUAUGAAUAGUCAGAUAAACGACAAUUCUAUACACAAAAUGAGUGUAUUCAACAAUAUAAAUAAUUUAGUGGAUACAUCAGUUCGUCCUUUUAAUAAUAAUAAUAAUAGCGUGAAAAGUGAUAGUAUGUUAACAAAAAGAUAUGACAACGCUGUGGAUACGGUGGAAAGUACAUAUACACACACUAACAUUCAACACAGCAGUUACAUGAAUAGUCAGAAAUAUACCAAUUCAAGCGCAUUAUAUAAUGAAAACGUAAUAAAUUUUAAAGAUACAUAUAAUCCUAUAAAUAAAGACGAUUCAAUUAGUUUAGUAUUUCCAAAUGUGAGUAGCACCAAUUUUAUUGGAGAUGACCUAUCCACUACACAAUUUAACUGCGCAAAUGGAAACUUAGAAAGCUUAAGAAAACAUAAGGAAAUAAUUAAUAAUAAUAUUAUUCGUGAUAAUCAUAAUGCGAAUUAUAAUAAUGUACCCACACCUGACUUUGUUUGUGCAAAAAAUAAUAUCAUACUUUUUGACAAUAACGUAGACGCAAAAAGUUUGGGAAAUUAUACACCCAAAAUUGACAUGAACAGUUCAGGAGCAAAUGAAAAGAAUGGAGAGGGAAAUAAAAUGACUAAUUAUCAUUCCAAUUUUAUAUACGGCGCAAAUCGUGAAAAAACAAAAAAAAUAAUAAAUAAUAAUGAUAAUAGUAAUAAAGUUAAUAAUAAUACAGUUUUUGCAGAUAUGGAAUUUAUCUGCACAGGUCAGAAUCGUGUGAUAAGUGAUAACAGUGCAGGUAAUAACAGUAACACAGCCAGCAGAAGAGACAGUAAUGAUGGUAUGAUUAAUGAAGUAAACAAUAGUGGAGAUAAUCAGAGUAGUAGUGGUCAAAAUGGCAGAGAUCAGAACAAUAACGUUAGCAACGAACUGAUCCAGCGUAACACAUCUGAUUUAAUCAGUUUAUUUUCAUCCGGAUGUACUUCAAAUUUACCCACAAAAAAUAAUAUCGAUAAUAUUAUGUAUUAUCAUAAAUCUAAAAUGAAUAAUGGAGGUAUUGAUGUAAAAUGUGUUACAGAAAGUGAAUCAAUAAACGCAGAGGAUAGCAAGGAAAAACAAAAUGGUAAAAUAAUGAAUGAGAACAGUUUGUCUACCAGUAUAGAAUACGGCGUAGACAAUGUAGCUAUACAAAAUGGUGUAGGUGUAAAUGUGAGUGAGAGUGUAAAUGAGAGUGUGAGUGAGAAUGUGGAUUUAGAUUUAGGAGAUGAUAGUUCUCUUUUAUAUGAGCAAAGUAAAAAAUAUAAGAAUUUCCAUAGGGACGAUUUUUCUAGUUGUAAAAACGAAAGCAAUUGUUAUAAAACGUACUCUAAUGAAACAUAUAGAAAUGAUGUGAACUAUAAUUCAAAUGAUGAUAAUUUAUGUUUUAAUACAACAACAGAAUUUAAUCAUAUAAGUAAUUACAAAAGUGUGCAAGCAGCAGAUAGUAACACUAUUGAAGUGAAUGAUUACCAUCUUGAGAAUAAUGAAAAUUCAUAUAAUAUUUUCCAUAAUGAAACAAAGGAAAUGUACAUGAACAAAGCGAAUGAUGUAAAGGAUAAUGAUUUAGAUGAUGCAGUCAUAAGGAAUUCAUUACCCACUUCGAUAGUAGAAUCGAACGAUGAUAUUAGUGCAAUCGUGGUAGCAGCUCAGUCUUAUGGCAGUAAUGAGGAUAAUCAGAAUAACUUUUAUAAUAACUAUAAUAGUUGCAUUGACAAUACUGGUUAUAAUAGGAUAUCAGAAAAUAUCAGUUUCAAUAAAUGGAAUAGUGCCAGUUGUGAGGGUGCAAAGCACGAUCAGACGAGUAGUUGCUCAUAUAGCAACAACGAUGAUAGUAAUAGCAAAAAGGACAAGAUAGAUAAUAAUAGUGGCAGUGGUAAUAGCGGCAGUGGUAAUAGCGGUAACAGUGGCAGUGGUAAUAGCGGCAGUGGUAAUAGCGGCAGUGGUAAUAGCGGCAGUGGUAAUAACGGAAGUGGUAUUAGUGGUAGUGGCAAUAGAGAAUCGAGGAACCACAGCAGCAGUGGUAACAAUAAUGAUGACGAUGACGAGAGUGAUAAAAGGAAUAAACGAAGUAAUGAUAACUACAACGAGAAUGAAAAAGAGGAUGAGGAUGAAAAUAGGAAGGAAAAGAAAAAUGAAUACGUUAACAAUAACAAUAACAUAAAUAAAAGCAAUAGCAGCAUUAACAGCAAUAGAAGCAGCAAUGGAAGCAGUAAUGGAAGCAGCAAUGGAAGCAGUAAUGGAAGCAGUAAUGGAAGCAGCAAUGUAAGCAGUAAUGGAAGCAGUAAGAGCAACUGCAGAAAUAAUAGCAGUAACAAUUGCAGAAAUAAUAGCAGUAACAGUUGCAGAAAUAAUAGCAGUAACAGUUGCAGAAAUAAUAGCAGUAACAAUUGCAGAAAUAAUAGCAGUAACAAUUGCAGAAAUAAUAGCUGUAACAACUGUAGAGACAGUAACAGCAGCAGCAGUAACAACAUUUUAAAAAAUAGCUCAAGCAACAAUGUACUUAACAAUAUCCAUGCAGACAAAGCGAAAUUCAUUGAAUCUUCAGAACGUUUAGUAAAUAAUGAAAAGGAAAUUAAGAACGAAUUAAAUAAAGAGAUCGCGUUAAUAAGUGCACAACAAGAUGAAUGUAGAGAUAUAUUUUUACAGAAUAAAUAUAUUAUGGAUGCGAGUAAAAAUGAUAUUAACGGAUUUAAUGCAAGGAUACCCUUCUUUAGUUGCAAUAAUGAGAAUGAAACAAGUACUAGUUUUAGCAAUAUGAAUAGGUCAAACAGUUUGAACAACUCGAACAACAUAGGAGAUUUUAAUAAUUUAAGGGGCCAUAACAAUGUAAGAGGUCUCAACAGGGUAAGCGAUUUUAACGGGGUAAAAGGUCUUAACAAUACAAGCGAUCAUAACGGGGUAAGCGGUAUGGACAAUGCAAGUGGCCUUAACAGUGUAUACGGUGUGAACAUGAAUAUUAUGAAUAAUAUGAACAACAUGAACAGUAUGAACAACAUGAACAGUAUGAACAACAUGAACAGUAUGAACAACAUGAACAGUAUGAACAGUAUGAACAACAUGAACAGCAUGAACAACAUGAACAGCAUGAACAACAUGAACAGUAUGAACAGUAGGAACAACAUGAACAGUAGGAACGGUAUGAGCAAUAUGAACAGCAUGAACGGUAUGAGCAAUAUGAGCAACAUGAACAGCAUGCACUGUAUCAACGAUAUGAACAUCCUGAGCAAUGCGAACUCCAGCAACGUCAGCAGUUACUUCAACUACUGCAAUAAUAGUAUGGGUAAAGAAGAACAUAACUCGAACGGAGGAGUAAUGCACGAAAAAAGAAGCGAGAAGAUAAUAGGGAAUAACAAUCUGGGAAACAUGGAAAACAUAAAUAAAGACUUAGUGAACAACGUAAAUAUGGAGAUGAAUUUGAAAAAUUACAAUAACGAAAUGAUGUAUAACGAAAUAUACAAUUCCUAUAUUGAUCUUUAUAACAAUUUUAAUGAAAAAAAUGACAUAAGUAAUAACAGUAUGAUGAUAGAAUGUGAAAAAAACAAUAUUGAAUAUGAUUUAAUGAAUUUUACGAAUAAUACAUACAACGAUAUACACAAAAUAAUACAAAACGAUGAAAUACUAAAGAAUGAGUUUACAAAUAUAGAAGACUCUUUUAAAAUGGCACCUACGCCAUUCGUAUCUGAUAAAAAAGCGAAAUCAAAAUAUGAUACAAAUGAUGAAGAAAUAUUAUUAUUGUAUGAUAAUUAUAAACAUAUGUUAAAUUUUGGAAGUGUGUUAAGAAAUGAACAAAAUAAAAAUAACUCUUCCGAUGGAUUCUUCCUUCACCCUAAUAAUAUAGUGCUUCCAAAUAUGUUAAACAAUGAUAUAAUAAGUGAUAGGAUAAAUAAUGACAUAGAAAAAAUUAUUGAUAUAAUGAACACAAAUAAUGAAAAUAUUAUGAAUUAUAAUUUUUCUGUUGAUGAGGAAAAUUAUAAUAAUGUGAACCAUAGUCAGGGUAGAAGGCUUUCCUCCCUUAGCAACAUGCCGGACAGAUAUUCCACUGAUUUUCCUUCCAAAGGCAAGGAAAAAAGGCGAAAAAUAGACUGUACAACAGGGGGGUAUAGUGACUACAACAAUAAGAGUAGCAAUAAGAGCAGCAAUAAGGGCAACAAUACUUGUUGGAGGAGCAAUGGCAAUCGGGGAGGGAAUAGCAGUGGUAAUAGCGGUGGAAAUAGCUGUGGUAAUAGAGGAGGGAGUAACGGUGGAAGUGGCGGUGGCAAGAAGUACAGUGGUAACAGUAAUACAUUUCGGAGCAAACCAAAAAUGGAGCAUAUUUUGGAGCAUUCACAUUCGAAGAAAUUUCAAAAAUAUACUGUGGAUAAAAGAAAGAAAUACCAAAAGAUUGACAUAAGGAAUUUAAAUAAAAACGUGCAAAAAAAUAAAGAGAUAUGUACCAACUGCUACAUUCAUUAUGAUAAUUUUAAGUCAAGUUAUGUUUUAACAUUUAUUAACAGAAAACAAAAAAAGCAAAGGAAAUUAUUUCCUGUUGAACCAAAUGAAAAAGAUGAAGCUUAUAUUAUCCAAAUUAUGAAUUACAUAGAAAAGUUAAAGGACCAAGAUAAAAUAUACGGUAUUGAUAAAAAUUCCCCAAAUGACCCUAUUCAGACCGCUGUGAAGAACAACCUUGAUAAUGCACCUGGUCUGCCUAACUCUACCAAUAGUAAUGAAUGCGGUACCACAAACAUGGAUAGCAGAACCAUUUCCAAUAUGAAGAAUAAUAGUUUUAGCGGCAAAAAUGCUAACAUCAUUACCAGCAAAAGCAAUGGCGGUAAAACCAGUGACAGGAUUAAUUACAACGAUAAGGAAUACUUUCUAAAGAACAACUGUAUACAUGGCGAACAACACGCAAAGGAAAACUUAGCGAAUGGUAGUGAGAUAAGUACAAAUAAAAAUAGUUUAGUAAAUGAUAAUAUAACUAAUUUACUUAACAAUUUCAAUGAACAUUUAUAUGUUGAGCCAAAAAAUGUAAAUUACGCACCGGAUAAUUCGGUACCUAUGAACAGUAUUGGUAGUCCCCCUAUGUCCAAUGCAGCUAUGUUCGAUGCAAUCAUUCCCAAUGCCUCCAUAUCAAAACCGCUAAACAUUUAUGAUGAUGUUAAUAUAUCACCAAAUAUAGAUUUUAUGGAUAUAAAUUUACUAAACGCUGCAACGAAUUUUGAAAAUAUUAAUUUAAUAAACGUAGGCACAGGAGGAAAUACGCAAAACAUAAACAUGAUUUUUGAAAAUAAUGACAAAAUAGAUAAUAUGGAAAAAUCGGGGAAGGUUAAUUAUUUGGCUGAAAUUGCAAGUCCUGGUAGUAUCAACAACAUUAGCAAUAAUAUGAUUAGUAGUGAAGUUAGCAGUAGCAAUACCGCGAAUAAAAGCGUAGGCCAUAACGUCAAUGGGAGAAUAGGUCGUAAUGUGAGUAAUAACAUCAGUUAUAGUGUAAGCCGUAACGUGAAUGGAAGCGUAGGCCGCGAUUUGAGUAAUAACGUCAGUUGUAGUGUUGGCUGUAAUGUGAACCGUAACGAGGUCCAGAGCGGGGAGGAUAACAAUAUAAAUAGAUCUUUUGCACCCAGUUCAUAUGAAAAUAAUAAUGUUCAUUCAAAUAUAAAAAACAUUACAUAUAGUUGUGCGAAUGACAAGGAAGUAAAGCAACAGAAGGAGAAUUGUACGAACGAAAAGGAUGAUUAUAAUUCUGUAAAUUUGUUAAAUAAUGUUAAUUAUCAAAAUUAUAGUAACAGCAAUUUUGCAAAUGAUAACGAAAAUGAAAUAAUACACCAGUUUAGUUCUAUGAUGAAUGAGUACGAAAAUAGCAUCUUAAAUAACUUGAGUUAUGAUCAAAUAAUUAAUAUGCAGAACAAUCCAACAGAAGAAACCGAUAUGCAGCAUAACGAAUGA
Plasmodium malariae is the source of this 7614-nucleotide messenger RNA. RefSeq names its product conserved Plasmodium protein, unknown function. Bases 1 to 7614 code for a protein of 2537 amino acids. Lineage: Eukaryota; Apicomplexa; Aconoidasida; Haemosporida; Plasmodiidae. The transcript has a single exon. The record is from RefSeq and is a predicted model, not a curated record.